Molecule: messenger RNA, 895 nt
Organism: Gavialis gangeticus (Gharial)
Lineage: Eukaryota; Metazoa; Chordata; Crocodylia; Gavialidae
Gene: BCL10
Product: B-cell CLL/lymphoma 10
Exons: 3
Coding region: 41-778 (245 amino acids)
Biological process (GO): canonical NF-kappaB signal transduction; positive regulation of extrinsic apoptotic signaling pathway; apoptotic process
Cellular component (GO): CBM complex; cytosol
Molecular function (GO): kinase activator activity; NF-kappaB binding; transcription coactivator activity
Source: RefSeq, a predicted model, not a curated record
CUGAGCGGAGCCGGAAGCGGCUAGUGUGGGGGUUUCCGCCAUGGAGGGGCCGGGGGUAGGCCCGGGCCCAGGGUCUGCGCGGCCACUCACGGAGGACGAGAUGGCGGAGGUGAAAAAGGAAGCUUUAGAAAGGAUGCGUCCUUAUUUAUGUGACAAAAUCAUAGCUGAGAGACACUUUGAUUACCUACGAUCAAAAAAAAUUCUUACUAGAGAGGACGCCGAAGAAAUUUCUUGUCGACCCUCAAGUAGGAAAAAAACUGGCAAGUUAUUGGACUAUUUAGCAGAAAAUCCAAAGGGACUCGAUACUUUGAUUGAAUCUAUCAGACGAGAGAGAACACAGAACUUCCUCUUAGAAAAGAUAACUGAUGUGGUGUUGAAGGUCAAAAAUGAAAAACUUGAAGCUCUCAAAGGUCUAAGCUGUAGCACCUGUAUGACCUCACUGUAUGGAGGAACAAAUAAUCUUUCUAGGUCAUAUUCUGAUGAAUCGAAUUUCUAUGAAAAAAUAAAAGGCAAAGAACCCACCCAUGUUUAUCUUACAGAAGAAGAGUUCAGUACAGCUGCCUUUAUGUCUGCUGCAUCUCUUCGUUCAAUGAAUCUACCAGUUGUGGAAAUGGGAAGUGCAGAAAAUACAGUUUUCUCAGCCACUCUUCCAGGACCUGGGGAUCCUGGAGGACCCCCUCUUCCUCCAGAUCUGCAGUCUGAACAACAAGAAGCCUGUACCAGCUCAAGUGACAAUCUUUUUCUGCCUUUGAGAUCACGUUCUCUUCUACCGCAGUGAUCUUCAGUGAUACUUUUUUUUAAAGUCUUUUCUUUCAAAGAGCCCACUGCUUGAAUAGGUGUGGAAAUUGCAAAUUCGGACAAAUAGUGUGUGAUUUGCAACACAUCUUUUUUUAAA